CCUCUCUCUUUUCUGAUUGGUGCAGGGGCUUUCAGAAAGUACAGGAAUGAUAAGCAGGAAGAAGGACGGCUCAAAUAGUCACGCCCACAAGGUGAAUCCCAUCGGCCUUUUCGGUUGCUGAAGUGAAACAUGUUCUUCUUCCCUCAUUGGAUGCCUGGACCAAGAAAUGCCUUCAGGGGAUGCAGCCCAGCAGGUGACGCUUGAGCCCCUCCUGGACUGCAUCUCCCUGGAGAGCCUGCAAGGAACUGGCGGAGGUGGUGAUGGAGAACUACGAGCUGGUCACUUCCCUGGGCUACCCGGUUCUCAAACCUGAUCUCUUGUCUCGGAUUGAGCGUGCUGGAGAGCCAUGCCUCGGUGAUCAGCUGGACUCUGCCAGAGGGAUUCCACAAGACCCCUGUCCAGGUUAUCGGUUUUUCAAACCCGAAGGCUUGUCUUGGAUUGAGCGGUGGGAAGAGCUGGGCAUCGCGGACCGUCAGAAGGUAGAAGAAAGCAAGCUGUGCACUGGCUCCUGCCAAGGAGCAGCUGGACGUAGCAAGGCGAUCAAGGAAGAGGAAGGCGGGCAGAAGGGCUUUGCGGCGAGCCUUGAGCGCUACCAGCUCUUCCCGGACAGCUCCCGAGCAGGGCUGUUCCUGGCCCCCAACGCCGCCCAGCUGCGCGCCCCGCCCCGCGUCAAGAAGGAAGAGGUGGCCUCCUGCGAGCCAAGCCUGUGUGGUCCCGGCCGCCCGUCCCAGGGGCUGGGGUCGGGGCCCUUUGCCUGCGUGGUGUGUGGGAAGUGCUUCCGGCAGAAGCAGGGCCUCAUAACGCAUGGGCGCAUCCACACCGGCGAGAAGCCCUACCCCUGCCUGGAGUGCGGGAAGCGCUUCCGCCAGCGCCCCAACCUGCUGACCCACCAGCGGGUGCACACGGGCGAGCGCCCCUUCCCUUGCCUGCGCUGCGGGAAGCGCUUCAGCCAGAAGGCCAACCUGGCGGCCCACCAGCGCACCCACGCCGUCCAGGAAGGGCUCAUUGCGCCCGAGCCCAAGGCUCCCGUGCAGCGCGGGAACCGCCACGCCGAGAAGCCCUUCCCCUGCAACGUCUGCGGGAAAAGCUUCAGCCAGCGGCCCAACCUCAUCACCCACCAGCGCAUCCACACCGGCGAGAAGCCCUUCGCCUGCACCGAGUGCGGGAAGCGCUUCAACCAGCGGGCCAACCUCAUCACCCACCGGCGCAUCCACUCCGGGGAGCGGCCCUUCCCUUGCGCCACCUGCGGCCGGCGCUUCAGCCAGAAGGGCAACCUCGCAGCACACCAACGCACCCACUCGCAGCAGCGCCCCCACGCCUGCACCUGCUGCCCCAAGCGCUUCAAGGGCGAGUCGGCGCUGCGCGCACACCAGAGAACCCACCGGCAGGUCUUGGGGGCAGACCCUCUGCCCGGCACCCUCCUGGCCGCUCCCAGCCUCCAGCAAGCUCUCCCUGGGGACCCCGCCUCGGUCGCUCAGCGGGCAACACCAGCCCCCCACCAGGAUCUGGCUGGAGAUGCUGCCGCUGGCAUCCACCGGCCGGCCACCUCUGGGCCACACGGUGCCCCUCACGGGCAGAGCCUGCCUGGCGACCCUCCUCCUGCCCCACAUGCAGCAGGGCCCCCCGGGCACCUCCAGGGAGUGGCGCCAGGCUCUGAACCGGGCCCCAAGCUGAGCGCCCCCCUGCCAGGAAUGGAUCCUCACGCGGAGAUGCUUCAUUGCCAACGCCGACUGAGCCUGCCGGGGCUGCCCACCUCCAGCACGCCCCUCGUGCCCCCCAUGGGGCAGGUCCAGCCGGUCACUGCCAAGCAGAAGAGCCUCCCUGGGCCCCGGUCCGCUGCGGCCGAGGUGCCCAGCGAGAUGCUGCAUUGCCUCUGCCACGCCAGCAGGGCCUCUCUGGUCAUCCCUCACCCCCCGCAUCUGGGGCAGCUGCAGGCGGGGAGCAGAGACACCCCCGGUCGGGCCUGGCUGGGCAUCCCCUGCCCCCCCCGGGCCCUUCAGCUCCAGCAGGGGAGCCAGGGCCACCCGGCCGCCCCCAACCCCAGACUGUGCUCCAUCCCAGACUCCUUGCGAUAGCUUCCCCCAGCA
Messenger RNA from Heteronotia binoei (common prickly gecko), 2087 nucleotides. RefSeq names its product zinc finger protein 74-like. NCBI's taxonomy places the organism in Eukaryota, Metazoa, Chordata, Lepidosauria, Squamata, Gekkonidae. The transcript is spliced from 5 exons. Gene Ontology annotation, cellular component: nucleus. Gene Ontology annotation, biological process: regulation of transcription by RNA polymerase II. Gene Ontology annotation, molecular function: DNA-binding transcription factor activity, RNA polymerase II-specific; RNA polymerase II transcription regulatory region sequence-specific DNA binding. The record is from RefSeq and is a predicted model, not a curated record. Bases 261 to 2075 code for a protein of 604 amino acids.